Colletotrichum spaethianum is the source of this 267-nucleotide messenger RNA. RefSeq lists its product as uncharacterized. The coding region runs from base 1 to 267 and encodes 88 amino acids. The record is from RefSeq and is a predicted model, not a curated record. Lineage: Eukaryota; Fungi; Ascomycota; Sordariomycetes; Glomerellales; Glomerellaceae. The transcript has a single exon.
AUGCGGCUGGACGCUCCGCUGGCUUGCGCUACGUUUGGACCGAAGCUCAUGGCUUGUCCUGCGGCCUCGGCGCCUUGGAUGACGGCCAUGAAGCAGACGAAAAAUGACAGCAAGGUGUACUCUCUGCUAGCGAGAAGCCUCCCACCGUACCAGAAGAUUAAGCCCUGGCAGCCAAUGCUAGAACUCGCGGCGAAAGCGACAAUCAAGGAUGACCAUUUCGCCUUCCUGAAGGCGCCACUGACAAGGUUGUUCAAAAGCGACUCGUAG